AUGCUCGCAUCGGAACAGGCACGCAAGACAAGGGGGGCAUGCGGCGUGGAAGCGAUGAUUAAAAUUUCACAUUCACAAGCUCAACAGUCCAAGAAGGCGACUUCGGUGACGAGCCAAUUCUUCUUCUUCUGCAAUUCUGAUCCGUCGAAAACCCCCGGUGCCUUGCGAGACGCGAUGCCUAAUGCUUUGCGGUUGCGGUGGUCGAUGCAGUUGUCGGCGACACGGAAACUGACCUUUUCUGGCUUGAUACUGGACUUUCUUCGUUCGCUCGGCGUUGUAGGCAAUCAAAGUUUCGCUUCGUUUCCCGGGCACGAAUGGUGUGAAAAGGGAAAGCACACUGAGUGGGCUGCGCAAUCGCAUCGACAGGUUUCAAUGGCGGGCGCCAAUGGCGACAGCUUGCGACCGAUGUCGUCGUUCCAACCGGCGUCGUCGCUUGCACGCGACAUGAACAGCAGCACCAGCACGAGCAGCGGGGCUGGCCCCGUGGUGCAACCACGACCUCGACCGCUGAUCCGUGGCGCACAGGGUAGCGGCACGACGGUGCUGGUGAACAACUGCCAGCGCGGCAAUCCCGUGCUUCAACACAUCCGCAACAUCGGCUGGGAAUACGCGGACAUUGUGCCGGACUAUCAAGUGGGGCUUUCGUCGUGCGUGUUGUUCCUGUCGAUCCGAUACCACCGGUUGCAUCCCGAAUACGUGCAUACGCGCAUCUCGAAGCUGCAACAGAUGUACACGCUGCGCGUGCUUUUGGUGCUGUGCGAUGUCAACGACCACCAAGCUGCGAUCCGGGAGCUUACAAAAGUGUCGAUGAUCAACUCGCUCACCAUGGUGCUUGCCUGGAGCGCCGAGGAGGCGGGCAAGUACAUUGAAACGUACAAGUCGUUCGAGCACAAGCCUCCGGAUGCCAUCAAGGAGCGCAUUGGCGAAGAUUACCUCGCGCAGGUGACCAAUGUGCUGACGCAGAUCCGGGGGAUCAAUCGCACCGACGUCGUCACCUUGCUCAGCACGUUCGGCACGCUUCGAGGCGUGGUCAAUGCCGAGGUGGCCCAGGUAGCCAUGUGUCCCGGCUUUGGAGAGGUCAAGGCGAAAAGGCUGUGCGAUGCGGUUAGGAUGCCGUUCAGAGUCGGGGAGACCAGGACGUUCAAGCAGCGCAAAUCUACAGCCUCUACCACCGCCACGAGAGGUGCGGGAUCAGAGGCACCAGCACAGCCCGCAGCAGCGCCAACCACGCGCGCGCUAGACACACUCGAAGCCCAACUGGAUACCCUGCCCGAUCUUGAGGCGUUGGAUGGGGAGGAGGACUUGGACCAAGACGAACACUUGCGUCUGGCCAUCCAGCUCUCCAUGCAGUCCGACUCGUAG
Molecule: messenger RNA, 1362 nt
Organism: Moesziomyces aphidis
Lineage: Eukaryota; Fungi; Basidiomycota; Ustilaginomycetes; Ustilaginales; Ustilaginaceae
Source: the annotation of a GenBank genome assembly